Messenger RNA from Hordeum vulgare subsp. vulgare (domesticated barley), 1730 nucleotides. RefSeq names its product NAC domain-containing protein 92-like. The transcript has 3 exons. Gene Ontology annotation, biological process: regulation of DNA-templated transcription. NCBI's taxonomy places the organism in Eukaryota, Viridiplantae, Streptophyta, Magnoliopsida, Poales, Poaceae. Bases 178 to 1254 code for a protein of 358 amino acids. Gene Ontology annotation, molecular function: DNA binding. The record is from RefSeq and is a predicted model, not a curated record.
UCCAUCCCAGUCUUCUGAAGCCCAAAGCGUCGGAUCAAUCAGAAAGAAAUCAUCUCUCGACAUAUCUAGAGCUCUUCUUCUUCUUCUUCUUCUUCCUCCUCCUCCUCAGCUCCCGAGCUCAUCCUGAGCAUAGCAAGGCAAGCCAUAGCCGGAAGAUCCGGUCGAGAGGGCGGGACCAUGUCGGACGUGACGGAGGUGAUGGAUCUGGGGGCGGAGGAGCCGCGGCUGUCGCUCCCGCCGGGCUUCCGGUUCCACCCGACCGAUGAGGAGGUGGUCACCCACUACCUCACCCCCAAGGCCGUCAACAACUCCUUCUCCUGCCUCGUGAUCGCCGACGUCGACCUCAACAAGACCGAGCCGUGGGACCUCCCCGGGAAGGCGAAGAUGGGGGAGAAGGAGUGGUACUUCUUCGUGCACAAGGACCGCAAGUACCCGACGGGGACGCGCACCAACCGGGCCACGGAGCGCGGCUACUGGAAGGCGACGGGGAAGGACAAGGAGAUCUUCCGCGGCAAGGGCCGGGACGCCGUGCUCGUCGGCAUGAAGAAGACGCUCGUCUUCUACACCGGCCGCGCCCCCCGCGGCGAUAAGACGCCCUACGUCAUGCACGAGUACCGCCUCGAGGGCCAGCUGCCCCACCGCCUCCACCGCUCAGCCAAGAACGAUUGGGCUGUUUGCCGGGUGUUCGACAAAGACUUGGCGGCGAAGAAUGCGCCGCAAGUGCCGCCACCGCCGGCGGCCGCCGGGGCCAUGGAGGACCCGUACGCCUUUCUCGACGACUUCCUCAACAACCCCGACCUGCCGAUGCUCAUGGACUCCCCCUCCGGCGCGGACGACUUCGCCGCCGCGUCGAGCUCGACCUCCAGCGCGGCCCUGCCGCUCGAGCCGGACACGGAGCAGCUGACCAUCAAGACGGAGCCGCCGGUGACGCAGCAGCAGAUGCAGAGCCCCAACUACUUCUUCAUGCCGGCGACGACGGGCAGCGGCAACCACGGCGGCGGCGCCGGGUACUCGCCCUACCUGCAGGGAGCCAUGGGCGGGGACCAGCAGGCGGCGAUCCGCAGGCACUGCAAGCCGGAGGCGGCGUCAUCGUCGGCGCUGCUGCAGACCCCUUCGCUCGGCUUCUUCGACACGGGCGCGCUCGCCGGCGCCGCGGACACCUCGUUCCCGAUGAUGCCGUCGUCGCGGUCGUACGUCGAUCUGGAGCAGCUGUGCCGGGGCGAGCCUCCCAUGGACUUCUCCAACAUGUGGUAGAUCCAUCUGAAAUCCAUCCAUCCAUCCAUCCAUCUACCCGAUGGACAGGAUCGUCUCCGGCCGUUUGCUUUGGUGGUAGCCAUAGAUGGUUAAUUAAUUUGGUUGGUGCUAGCCGGUGGAUUGAUUAGUUUGCUUCAUUAACUUGGAUUAAGGAUUGGGUUAAUUAGCCGGCGACGAUUCGAGGAGGAGGAGGAUCGUCGUGUGUGUGUUUGUUGUUGAUGCGUGCAAGGCAUAAUGAUGGCCUGUGAGCGAGGGGGAGUGCUGAUUAAUCUUGAUUAGGGUGUGAUAUCAAACUGCUAGUAGGAGGCAUGCAUCUGUAGUUUGUACAUACAUAGUCACCUGAUGCGUGAUCGCCGUGAUACAGUUUAGCGAUUAGGGGACGAUGGACCGGAGGGCGAGAGGUGUGCCGAGACCGAGUUGAUUGGUAAAUCUGAUUGUGUGCUGCUGAUUGAAAUGAAUUAUUCCCCUUCUGAUCG